Rhagoletis zephyria (snowberry fruit fly) is the source of this 474-nucleotide messenger RNA. RefSeq lists its product as uncharacterized. The record is from RefSeq and is a predicted model, not a curated record. NCBI's taxonomy places the organism in Eukaryota, Metazoa, Arthropoda, Insecta, Diptera, Tephritidae.
ACCGACUUUUAGCAGCAGCAACUCAUGACUAUCGAUGAUAGUAUAGCAGAUAAACGCGAGAAAGCUUUACAGUGUAUGCAAAAACAGCGAGAGAAGUGGAAGAAACGAUUCGACGCAAAGCAUCGAAAGCCUAUGGUGUAUCAGGUGGACGAUUUAGUAGUCAUCGAGAACGACUUGCAAGCAACGGGCGAAUCGCGAAAACUCGACAUACGUUACCGAGGUCCAUACGUGGUAACCAAAGUUUUGGGUAACGAUAGAUACCUGAUCGAAGACAUCGAUGGUAUGCAACACAAGCAAAAACGGUUCUGUUCAGUAUAUGCAUCGGAUAAAAUUAAACCAGGGUGCAUAAUACAGCCCGAACUAGAUGAACAUGAUUCCGACGAAGAUGAAAGCAGUGACAUCGAGACGAUGUUAAUGUCAGAAUUGGCCGAACUGUCACGUACGACUUCAUGCAACCCUGCCACCAGCGAAUAG